Molecule: messenger RNA, 6651 nt
Organism: Pygocentrus nattereri (red-bellied piranha)
Lineage: Eukaryota; Metazoa; Chordata; Actinopteri; Characiformes; Serrasalmidae
Product: Kv channel-interacting protein 2
Exons: 8
Coding region: 1068-1745 (225 amino acids)
Biological process (GO): regulation of potassium ion transmembrane transport
Cellular component (GO): voltage-gated potassium channel complex
Molecular function (GO): potassium channel regulator activity; calcium ion binding
Source: RefSeq, a predicted model, not a curated record
AGAUCAAUGCGCUGAGAAAACAAAUGAAAUGAGGGAGUGUGGCAGAGCAAAUAAGCCGGGCGCACGCCUGUCCCCUGUAGUAAAACGGCGCAUGUGUUUGUAACUCGUGGGUCACAGCUGCCUCAGAGCCUCUGAGCAGCAGCGCUGAGAUGUUGACUGAAGCGUUGCUUCUACUUGACUGACGGAUCGAGGAAGAGAAGCAGUUCUUACACUUCUCCGGCCCACAGUGGACAAUUACUGGACACUGGACGCUGAAGACCGCUGCUCUUUCUCUCUCCUGCUGCUGUCGUUUCUUCCGUUCCGCUGAUCCACCGGCUUCCUCGAGACCGUUUUCCAGCAUCCAUCAACUCUUCUAAUCUUAGGGUUAUAUCUUAAAAGUGGUUCCGGCCAUUUGGAAGUUGUAUUCCUUUUGAACGGAAAAGGCUUCGUUUGAAGAAAGUGGGGAGAGUGGGCCUUUCCACCUGGUUCCGUUCACUUUUCUCGUCUUUCUGAGGUGAACUCGUGCCUGCCGUCUUCUCUGAAGCCGCCACGCACACACACCUACCUUCUGCAGCAGAGAUAAGCUCACCGUCAGCGUCCCAUGCCGAGGCUCCCUGGAGGCCGAUGACGUGACGGGUGAGGAGAAGCUGUUUUCUAAUUAGUGUUUGCUUUUGCCCCCCACCCCCACCCCCCCUCCACACUUUCCCACUUGCCUUCUGUGAGAGAUACCGUCCAUGCCUGGUGUACCCUCCAAGAAAGGAGAGGAAAAGAAAAAGGAAGACUUGAAUGGGAGGAAGGAAGAAAGGAAGGAAAGAAGCUUGGGAUUUGGAGAGCCUUGACUCAUAGUAGUAGUGAAACCAGGUUUGUGUGCCGGAAAAGGAGGCACUCGUGCCAGGAACACAAGAGGGAGGAGGCUACAACCUCGACUGUGACUGAGAGCAAAGAGGAGGAAGCUCUGAGGAACGAGAGAGAGAGAGAGAGAGAAGGAGGAAGAGGGAGGAGAAGGUGAACGAGUAAAGCUGAAAAGCAGGAACAGGCACCCUUUCCCCGUUCCUCCUGAUUGUCCGAGGGAACCGGCUGACCCCGCCAUGAGCCACUGCAGGAAGAGAUGCAAGCGGCAGCUGACCAAAGUGGCCCGCUACUUCUACAGGUUCCUCACGGGUACCCUGACUCAAGACAGCAUCGAGGAUGACUUUGAGCUGUCCACCGUGUGCCAUCGGCCAGAGGGGCUGGAGAAGCUGCAGGAGCAGACCAAGUUCACCAAGAAGGAGCUCCAAGUGCUCUACAGGGGCUUCAAAAACGAAUGUCCCAGCGGUGUUGUGAACGAGGACACCUUUAAAGUCAUCUACUCCCAGUUCUUCCCACAAGGGGAUUCCAGUACGUAUGCACAUUUCCUCUUCGAGGCAUUCGACACCAACAAGAAUGGAUCGGUUAGUUUUGAGGACUUCGUCAUCGGCCUGUCUAUCAUCCUCAGGGGGACGAUAAACGAUCGGCUAAACUGGGCCUUCAACCUCUACGAUCUCAAUAAAGACGGGUGCAUCACCAAAGAGGAGAUGUUGGACAUCAUGAAGUCCAUCUACGAUAUGAUGGGAAAGUACACAUAUCCCUGCAUGCAGGAGGAUGCUCCCAGAGAGCAUGUCGAGACCUUCUUUCAGAAAAUGGACCGGAACAAUGAUGGUGUUGUCACCAUUGACGAGUUCAUUGAGUCAUGCCAAAAGGACGAGAACAUCAUGCAGUCCAUGCAGCUGUUCGACAACGUCAUUUAGGGCCGUGCCCUUUCGGAGAAGAGGGGAAGGGGGCCGAGACGAACGACCCAGACCUGGAACCGGUCAGCCAGCUGCUGACCAGCCUCCUGCCCUCUCUUCCAUGCAGCCAGAGGACCGCCGUCAUUCCGUUUCUUUCUUUCUCCCAGAGACAUAGUGGAAGAUGCAUCAGGGCUGGCUUCUAGACCCACUCCAAUAAGUUCUCCUUCUUUUUGCUACAUUCCUGAAAGGGUUAAAACGGGUCGGCUGGACUCGAGACGAAGCCAGACCAACGUGUCGGACAGCAGACUUCUACUCGGAGGGUAGCAUGGACCUUGGCUACGAGCAAAAGGAACUGUGAAACCUGGCCAACAACUAGCUGGAAGUUCCUGCGCGCAGACGACGGCGCCAUCGUUCCUUUUAUUUUUCAUUUUUAUCCAAUCGCUGACUGGUUUUCUUAACGCAUGAUGUCACAACUAACCAACACUUACUUAAUGUACCUAUUAAGUUAAGCUAGUCCAAAGCCUGUCUGUCGUCCUGCUCGUCCGUCCACAUGUGCCUCGCUCGGACCUGUGUGCUGUCAUCGUGUUCCGUCACUAAGAACCCUGGGGCCAAAGCUCCGCCCCUUAGGCCCCGCCCCUUCCGCAGCAGCCAAUAGAGAGGUGACGUUCUAUGCCUGUACAUUCCACAGGGGUCUGCAGACGAGGUGACUCCUUGGCCUUGAAGUCCUUAGCGGUUACCUGUUCUGACUGUUCCUUUGCUGUCGAGCGACAUUCUUCCUUUACAAACCCAUCAAGUGUCGUAAAGUAGAGGAAUUUUAUGAUGGGAGGUAAAAGAAAAAAAAAAAAAGAGGAAGGAAUUCUAUUAUGCUGCAUUAGUGUUACCCAAUGUUCUCACUGUGAUCCCAUGCGAAUUAUGAAAUCUCCAAUCAUUACUGCUGGUAAUAUCUGCACCGGCAAAGGCAGUGUGAUGCAUCUCUUCUCGCUGUAUCUUAUUCAUCAAAUGAAUAUUCCAGUUUAUCAACUUAGGCAUGACUCUAAGAUAGGCCAGCGCUCCACAGCACAUAGACCAGCAAGCUUCUUCAUGCAUUGACCGACCCGCCGACACCAAAGAGAUUAGUUCAGCUACGUCUGCCGAUUUCAGUUGCUUACAGAACCAACACAAAGACCACGACUAAAAAAAAAAAAGAUGGAUUUUUAGUGGAAAAAUUCACGAAUUAAUAUAAUACUACGGUAAAGUCAGAGAACAGCCCUUUUGUUCAGUUCCCAGACAAAGCGGCCGUUAAGCACCAGUUAUUUCAUUACAUACUAAAGCUUAUCAGUUGGUACUUACAGGGAAUUUUGAAUGCAAACUGGCUGAGCUAUUUCUGGGUAUAGAAGUGUGUAAUAAAACGUUUUAAGGGAUUAACAGUGCACAUUAAAAGUGCAACCACCUUCAAAGACUGGACUUAUGAAAAUAUCUCAACAGGUUUCUCGACAGCAAGUCUCACAAAAGCAAUGGAAGCUGUAAUACAGAUUAUUUAGUGGACGUUUUCAUAUUAUAUGCAGCUGUUGAGGCUUCAAUAUGUUUUCUGCUUGUUUUGACAGUGAAAUAUGAAUAACUUGUGCUUACUGGUCGUCCUGGAAACUAAAUACAUGCAAGGAUGUUCUCUGACUUUUGCAUAGUACUUUAAUAGGGCACAGUUAGAGUCCAGGUAAGACUGUGGCAAAACAUGGUCAUAAAGAGCUUGAGAAAGCGAGGAUUGAUGGCAAAUCAGCCUGGUUAUGUAGAACGAGAGACUGUAGACGAGCACUAAGAAGGGAGCUGAGGGAUUAGGGGCUACUGUCGGCCGAAUUGUGAAGCACCGUUUGUUCUUAAUGAUACAGAAAUGAAUUAAAAUCGUUAGUCAUAAACACGGUCAGUUAUCAAGCAACUGAAACAGGAGCGGUCCCUUGUCCAUGAGGUGUUGAGCUCAAAUAUGCAUGCUAGCAUUUAACAAUGUGGCGCUCGGGUGGCUCAGUCACGAUUAUCUUGUUGAGUAUUGCGGUUAUGCCAGUUGCUUUGUGGUCCCAUCUCUAAGUUGAGGUCUGAAGACUGAUAUCCUGAGAGAUGUGACGGAAUUUAACAUUGGGCUUUUCUUUUCCUGGAGGUUGACUGACCGAUGGAUAUCCAGGAUUGAGAGGUAGAGAACACCAUGUCUUGAAAUGGGCUUAAAUGACGUGAGCAAUAUUCAUUUUGAUCAAAGCCAACCAGUCCUGGCAGUGUAACAUUAUCAGUAUAAGCCCCCCAUUUCUGGGCAACUCUCAGUAAUAAGUGUUUAUGGUGGCAACGCAAUGGUGGUGUCGGUCUUGCACGGUGUUCCUCAAAUGUGUUCAAAGCUUCAAUCGGCACAAUUUAUGCAAAUGCCAGUGAAUUCAUUUCAAGGACUUUCAGCCCCUCGUUCUGUGGACAUUUUCCCUCCUCAAAGGUUAAACGGUUGCAAAACACAGGCGAUUACAUUUGUCACGUUCAGCGUACGAAGGAGUCCGAGGGCAGCGUUUACAAAGAUGCUUGGUAUCCAUCAAAAACAUGCAGUGGUAUGUGCUUCUGAUUUGCCGUAGGGUUGUUUGUGGGCAGACCAGGAAUCGUCAGCAGGUAAUGCGUUUGCAAGAGUGGUCAACCAGUGGCGUGCAAUGGCUACAAAUUCAUGAUCACGCAUUUUGUCGUCAUUCCCACCACCAAGUGAGCCGCACCGUACCGGAAUACCCGUGAUUAAUUUGGUCACCCAAAAUUAACGCUGGGGUACCAAGCUGGAACAUAUCGGCGCUAGAAGUGGAGCGAAACAUUGAUUAGUGAAACGCAGUCAGUCCCAGAGUGGUCACUGUCAGAUGAUCACUCUUUAAAAUGAAGAACUUUAGCUAAUGAGAAGCACCGUCUGACACUCAAACACAGUAAAUAGCAAAUCAGAAACGUCUCCAUUGUUGCUACUGUUGCUCGUGUUUACUGUUAGUAAAAAAAUAAAUAAAAAAUCACACAAAUUAAAAUAAUAGAGAAAUUAAACACAGUUAAGGGCAUUUAUCUAUGAUCACAACUCAAAAAGCUAGUGAAUAAAAGUGAGUUGGGCGCUUCUUAGUGUUGGAGCUGAUCCACGUGAGAAAUCGUGACCACACAAGCUAAAGAGAACUUUGCUUAAACAUGCUGUGCAUGCGAUGCUGCGACUCGGCGCCAGGUGUGAAGCCUGAAAGUCAAAUGUUUUUCAGACCACGUCAUACGUCUUUACGCAUUAACGUCACACGCACAGGCUCAAAGACGUCCCGGCUCCACGUUUAGGCUUCGAUUGCAAAAUCAGCUCAUGAAGAUGUAUCGACAGUAGAUGAUUCGCUCACAUCCUCGGAAGACGCGUCCUUCAGAGUUUUGACAGAGUCCUCUUUGAAUUCUCUUGGAAUCAUCGGUUCAUCUGUACGGAAGAUGAGCUGAAUCGUAUCCAGAGCCACAAAAUGUUCUUCCAACCGUUUCCACCAGAGAGGGCUCAGAUGUCAUGGAAGGAGGAAAAUGGUAAGGAACCAAUAAAUGGGCGAACGUGGGUGCUUCAGAGAGGCCACUUCACAGUAGUCGGUCUAUGGCGCGUGAAUGUAAAGAGGACUGUAAGCGGAAUAGAUUAGUUCCUUAUACAGCUGAACGUCUUGUUCCGGCUCAGUUCGUUAGACUAUUCGCCAACAUCUUCCUACGUUUGUUCUUAAAUGCGUUUAGAGAAGGACGUCAGAUUCAUGACGUGUUCUUAAAGCGCAGAAUGGUUCUCGACUUUGUGCUCUUGACUGUGUGUAGGUUCUGUUCUUACCCAAGAACAAACCCAAGAAACCUUGGCGAAUGUGAGAAUCGUCAUGGGAAAAAUGCUUAAGCGGGUUUUAUGAAGGAAUUUCUUAAGAACGUUUGGUGAAGGAAGCUCUUACUUCUUUGUGUGCAUGUAGAAGAAGUUCUCUCACCGAACUCGGUGGUAAGAGGUGUGUUUUUGGAGGAUACCAAGAAAUUCUUAAGAGCACAGUCUUCUUGCCCGGAUCUUUAGGGUCAAGCAUCUUCCACGUUGGGCAUUUAAUCAUCGUGACAGUAGAAGAUGGCUAUUGAUAGAUGUUGGGAGACGGUUGCCUCUCAUCAGUGAUCUCUGAACUUCUCACCAUAGUUUAUUAAGCCUGACUCAGACAUAAAACCUACGAAUAUAAUCACAAAACAUCUGAAGACAGAGCAGAAUAUUCAUGUGAAUUAAGUCAUGCUCCCUGAUGCCAGUCUCCAACCGAGAUGGUUUUGUUUAUUAGGCUUAAAAGGUUCCACUGGACCAAAGACUGACCACCACCAUUGAGCGCUCACACAUUCACUGGUCAAACGGACCUUCUGGGCCACCACACUGGGCUCUCAUUUCAGCAGUUCUUUAAAAGGUCUUGACAUGUAUGUACACCAUCUUGUGUUCUGGACAGCAGGGCACCUUUUAAUGGAAUCGACCGAGCAUGCUAAUGUAGCUAACAAUGAAUGGAAGGCAAUGGCCACCAGUUAGCAUGAUGUCAUUAACGGUUUAGCGGUAGCUGUUCACUUUCAUUCGUUGUUGGCAAUGUCGGCAUUUUAUAGAGUCCCAAAGCUGCUAUAGCAAAUCAGCUGUCGUACGUGUUUGACCAUCUGUUGACUCCCGGUUGGCUGAUGUUUCUCUUCCAGUGCCCCCUUGUGCGUUUUCGGGACUAUCGGAGAUCCCCCCCCCCCUCCCCAUCAGCGUCUCGUGGUGGCAGUCGUGCUCAGAGAGCUGGUCAGCAGGUAACAGUUCCUGUGCACCAGUGGUACCUGUCUAUAUUCGCAUGUACCGUGUUUAGAGCAAUGAGAACCUAAUAACCUGUCGUAUUAACCGUCCUUAGCUAGCCUCGACUGGUUGCACUGCAUUCAAAACAAAAUCAUGUAAAUUUUGUACAGACAAUAAAAAUCACAAUUGCUA